Molecule: messenger RNA, 629 nt
Organism: Micropterus salmoides (largemouth bass)
Lineage: Eukaryota; Metazoa; Chordata; Actinopteri; Centrarchiformes; Centrarchidae
Gene: lsm5
Product: LSM5 homolog, U6 small nuclear RNA and mRNA degradation associated
Exons: 5
Coding region: 134-409 (91 amino acids)
Biological process (GO): mRNA splicing, via spliceosome
Cellular component (GO): U4/U6 x U5 tri-snRNP complex; U6 snRNP; Lsm1-7-Pat1 complex
Molecular function (GO): RNA binding
Source: RefSeq, a predicted model, not a curated record
UUUUGACGUAGAUUUCUGAUCUUCGCCUGCCGCAGUGACUCGUUUGAGUCAGGAUCGAUUGCUUUAGCCUGGCUGCUGGCGCUCGUCUCUCCAUUGCUUCUGACUGCACACGGGGAGGGUCUGUUGAACAAACAUGGCGGCUACUCCGACGACAAACCCGUCACAGUUGCUCCCGCUUGAGCUUGUGGACAAAUGUAUCGGCUCCCGAAUUCACAUCGUCAUGAAAACCGACAAAGAAAUCGUCGGCACCCUGCUGGGUUUCGAUGACUUUGUCAACAUGGUCCUGGAAGAUGUGACAGAAUUUGAAAUCACUCCAGAGGGAAGGAGGAUAACCAAACUGGACCAGAUCCUCCUCAACGGCAACAACAUCACCAUGCUCAUACCUGGAGGAGAAGGUCCUGAAGUAUGAGUCAUCACUGAACACUGAGACAGUUUUUUUGUGUGUGUUGUGGAUUGAAGCCUUUCCUACGUUGUGUUCCUUAGUUUGAUUAUUGUUGUUAUUGGUCUUCCCUGUUGAUUUUGAGGGAGGAAAAUAUUUUUGUAAUAAGAUCCCUAAUUGAAUAUGUUAAAAAAGAACUCAGAUGUGCAUCAUGAUUCACACAUGACCAAUUAGCAUUUUUUUUUUUUAU